AUGGACACGCAGUUGUUUUCCCCCUUAUUGGGAGCAAUUACGAGUACACCCCCUCCGCUGGAAUCUUCCCGUCUGUGUAGUGACUGGUCAGCGUGUGGAGAGGAUAUCAACUCAAAAACUUCCUUUCAAGACUGCACAAAGAAACGGACACCAAUAAACCUUUCCUAUUCUGGCAAUGGGCCUGAUAUGUUUGGGCUAGUGUCAAGCAUUUUAGAGGAGCCAAGCAAGCCAGAACCAGUUACAGAUUGGAAUUCUCUUUCAAGAUUGUUUCCCCCUAUAUGGGCACCUGACCUGGGAAGCAAUGGUGACUUUUCAGGCCUCUCAUCUAAGCACUCUGUUGAAAGUAAGGAUUUUUCAAACCUGAUGGGCACACACAACUACUAUCAGGAACACUUGCACAAGUCUCAUGAUGUGGAGAUGUUGCAUAGAGGUUUGGAAGAUCUUCAUCUCCUGGAGUCUUGGCUUUCUCCAUCUGGCCCUUGCACUCAGCCUGAGCAUAUUCUGAAGAACGGUUACCCUGAAAAUUCCUCCUUGCAGAAUAAUAAUAGAAUUCAUCAACAAGGGUUUUCAUAUCAAAAUGUGGACUAUAAUCAGCAUUUGUGCAGUUACAACCACGUUAUGUUAAAUGGAGACUGUGAAAAAAUCAGUUCCAGCUUCAGCAGUUUUUCUUCUCAGAACAGAAUGAGAGAAGGCACAAGCAUUCAGAAAGAGUACUGGAAAAUGGAGAGAGUAAGAGGCAAAGUUACGAAAAAUGAUGCUCAAGAACAAGCUAAGUAUUCCCCUGAUCUUUCCAAUCAGCCUGUUGAUGACUCUUGGGAUAAAGCGUCCCAGGACAACCACUCAUUUUCUAAAAGAUACGAAAACUUCACAGCUGCUCAUAGGUUGCAGUCGCCUGUUCAUCCAUCGCUAUAUUUUUUCAAUCAACCCCUUAAAGAAAAUAAUUUUUCUGGAAGGACAAACAGAAAACCACAGGAAACCCAUGUGCCAAAUGGUCAUCAGAGCUUUAUUUUGGGGGAUGCUUUCAAUAAUAACGAGUGUCAGAUCCAUAUCUGUCCUAAAGAAUGCUCUCAGAAAGUUUCUGAAUAUGAUUUAUCCGUAAAAAAUGUUAUGGAUAACAGGAGUUACCCAUCGUACCAUGGACAUACGUGGCUGGAUGGGAAAACGCCAAGUCCGGCAGCCACAUCGGGUAUCCCGUAUGGAAAACAAGUGGUAACAAGCCCACGGUCAUCUUCAGGGGUUUCAGCCAUGUCCAGCGGUUCUCCCACCCAUCAGUCUAUAACACAGUCCUCUUACUACUCACAGAUCUUACCUGUUCUCUCUUCAAGGAAAGAUGGAAGGCUACAAAUACCAAACGGUGUUUCCAAUCAUUGGCGAGUUCCUAACUUCAUCUCAGAAAAUCAGAAGCACAUUAAACCCAUUGGACGACUGCAGCACGAUUCAUUGACCAAUAAGGAGGGGCGACACCAUAAAUUCCCCAUUAAUUUUUCAUCUGACUGGGCAAUGCAACAGAAUGCUGUCAGUGAAGAUCCUGAAAAAUACCACAGAUUUCCCAAAAAGCAGACCCAAGAAAAUAGUAAUAAAGAUGAUAGGAGGGGCAGGAGGAAUUGGAUUCCUCAUUUUGGAUACACGACCCCAAACCGUCAGCAGUUCGAUAUGUUCCGAAAAAAGCGUGAACAGAAUGGUGGUAGCAUGUCAGACUUCAUUAAUCCUUCUUUUCUUCCUUCUUUCCCAUUAAUGUCUGAUUUUAAGCAAAAUCCCAGCUUUCCUCCAUUUAAUCACCACCUGUUUUCAUCAACAAAUCAUUUCAGUUUUCCGCCGCCACCGUUUCCAUUCUCAGAACUUGUUGACCUUUUUCGUUAUGAUGACUUUAACCACCUGAAUCCCUUCAUCAACGAUCUGUUUUGCGGAGAAAUAGCUGCACCGUAUUUUGCCUUUCCAACACCAUUUACCAAGUACAGACCUCCCAGAAAUCGCAGCGGACCUGCUAACGAGCUUCACAUCCGACUGGAGGAGUGCUAUGAGCAGUGGAGAGCCCUGGAGAAAGAGAGGAAGAAGACUGAGGCUGACCUUGCAAGAAACUUCCCAGGAAAACGUGUAUCUAGCUCAAAUAACACUCCUGUGUGCCGACUUCCUGCUAACCCAUCACGAGUUGAUCGUUUGCUUGUUGACCAGACACGAGAACAUGCCAGGGUGCUCACAUUAAUAGGAAAAAUGGAAAGGCUUUGUGGUACCCCCGUACACGGCAACAUAUCCACCACAUUGGAACACCAUAUGGAAGCCAUUCACAUAACACAGGCGAGGCGUAAGGAUGAGAUUAUUAAUGCUGCUAAUCCACAGAGGCAAGGAGCACCACGUUACAAUAAUGAGAAAGAUGUUCUGGCUCUGGCGGCUGCCGUUAGAGAGCUGGCUGCUUCCACACGCAAGGCUCGUACCGCUUUAUGGUGUGUGUUACAGAUGACUUUGCCAAGGAACUCUCCAAGCGGUCCAGCAGAACAAGAAGUUGUUGAAAGGGCAUUGCAAGAGCUUUGUCCUCUGAACACAAGGACGCAAGAAGGAGGCGGCACAGCGCAUGACAGCAAAGGAAGCAAAAAAGAAAAACCUGAGGAACCCAUGAGGAGUCUGGAAUAA
Eurypyga helias (sunbittern) is the source of this 2628-nucleotide messenger RNA. RefSeq lists its product as uncharacterized. The record is from RefSeq and is a predicted model, not a curated record. Gene Ontology annotation, cellular component: cytoplasm; nucleus. NCBI's taxonomy places the organism in Eukaryota, Metazoa, Chordata, Aves, Eurypygiformes, Eurypygidae. The coding region runs from base 1 to 2628 and encodes 875 amino acids. Gene Ontology annotation, biological process: male meiosis I; mRNA stabilization; meiotic cell cycle. The transcript has 6 exons.